Molecule: messenger RNA, 17249 nt
Organism: Coregonus sp. 'balchen'
Lineage: Eukaryota; Metazoa; Chordata; Actinopteri; Salmoniformes; Salmonidae
Source: the annotation of a GenBank genome assembly
AUGUUCCCCUGCACGUAUGGAAAAACAACUCGUUCCGGAGUCACACUCGAAUUGCCCAAAACGGUUUAAAAGCUGCCCAAAACUGCUAUCAGGCAAGGCCCAAAAUUCCUAUUUGAUUUUAGUUUGUGCGGCACUCAGCAACACGAAAUAAUUGAGUUAAUGAUUAUAGCAUAGUAAUUAGAGCAUUUUUGUAAUUUGUCUAUAAAUGCACAUCACGAGAAAGUAUGUUAUGGCGCCAUCUGCUGGAGUAGUCUUGAAUGGAUGUCGUCACUAGUUACCACAGCUGCAAAGUCAUAAUUAUGGUUUAACCACAGUUUCAUACUGUACUGUUUUUGGCAAAACCCCGUCUAUUUCUGAAAUGUAUCUGAUUUUAAACCUAACCACAUUGCUAACCUUAUACCUGACCCUAACCUUAAAUGAAAACUAAAAAGCACAUUUUUGUUUUCAUGAAUUUUUACAAUAGAGCCAAUUUUGAUUUUGUGGCUGUAUUAGUGGGAAUCCUCUUGAACGCGACUCCAUCGAAGUCGCAUCUAAAUUACGUAAAUUUAAAGCGUCUGAGCUGUCAUUCUUUUGUGUUUAAUUCUCAACUAGCUACGACGUUUUAGAAAUGCAUUUUUCUUCGUUCCGUUAGCUAAUUGGAUAAAAUGUAUGUAGUGAUUCUAUGAAUAUGGACUGGCGGGAAUAGCCUUAAUGUCGAUUGACUGUGUGUACAUAAAAAAAUGAACAAAGGGUGGCUGGAACUCGAGAGUGACCCGGGUAAGAAGCUAACGCUAGCUAACGUUAACCAAUUCGUUGUCAAAUAUAAUCUAAUCUGUAAUCUGAAUGUUUGAUAAUCUCUAUUUUUACUGUCAGUAAACACAUCAAUACGUUUAAUAAUGGCAACUGACGUUAUAGUCGUAUGUCAAUGCCACAGCUAACGUUAAAAGCUACAUUGAUUGUUCCUUAGCCAGUUGCACCAGGAGGAAUAAUAAUAUGUGUUUGUAUGGUCGAUGCAAUAGUGUUAAACGCUCCAUUAACGUGUGGGUUGCUAUGGUGUUUGCAGGGCUGUUCACGCUCUUGGUGGAGGAUUUUGGUGAGUUGAUUUGACAGGUUGGUUGUUAAAGUAACAUGUACUAGAUAAGUUUGAACAGCACAUACUUUGAGCAUCCCUUUGUGUGUUUUGCAUGUGUGUUUAUAAUGUAGGUGUGAAGGGGGUCCAGGUAGAGGAGAUAUACGACCUACAAAGCAAGUGUCCAAGGUAUGGAGUAAUGCUAAUCAGGCUACUGCCACUAUCCCAAAUGGCACCCUAUUCUCUAGCCCAAGAUGUAUUCUUAAGGAGCCUAACGUUAUACCCUUACUUCUUAAGGUCCAGGGACCAGAGGUAGGCUGGCUCUGGCAGCCAAAACAGCCAAAUACUCCAUCUAAACAUGAGUUGAUACACAAUUGUGGUACAGUUCUAGAAACAUAAAGCCAUCUACUUUCAUAUCACAUGAAAACGAUUUCACAAAUGCAAAAUACACACUUACCGUUUUAACCGGCAUUAUCACAGUUGCAGCCAACAGUAUUUUUCUGUGAGAACAUAUUUCUGGCGGCCUUCUUCCAUUACACACAGGUGUAGAUAGCUAACUAGCACAGGUGUUCCCUCUGUCUUCUGUAAACACGCGCUGUAACAUGGAUAUAUGGCUGUGUGGGAACACCAACCCUGUAAAGGUGUGUAUCAAUUUAUAGUUUUGUUUUUUGAAAGUUAUUUCUCACUAAUAUGAAAGAUACACUAUAUAUACAAAAGUAUGUGGACUCCCCUUCAAAUUAGUGGAUUCGGUUAUUUCAGGUGUAUAAAAUAAAGUACACAGCCAUGCAAUCUCCAUAGACAAACAUUGGCAGUAGAAUGGCCUAACUGAAGAGCUCAGUGACUUUCAACGUGGCACCGUCGUGGAUGCCACCUUUCCAACAAGUCAGUUCGUCAAAUUUCUGCCCUGCUAGAGCUGCCUUGGUCAACUCUAAGUGCUCUUAUUGUGAAGUGGAAACAUCUAGGAGCAACAACGACUCAGCCGCGAAGUGGUAGGCCACAAAAGCUCACAGAACGGGACCACCGAGUGCUGAAGCGCGUAAUAAACGUCUGUCCUCUGUUGCAACACUCACUACCGAGUUCCAAACUGCCUCUGGAAGCAACGUCAGCACAAUAACUGUUUGUCGGGAGCAUCAUGAAAUGAGUUUCCAUGGCCGAGCAGCCACACACAAGCCUAAGAUCACCAUGGGCAAUGCCAAGCCUCGGCUGGAGUGGUGUAAAGCUCGCCACCAUUGGACUCUGGAGCAGUGGAAAUGCAUUCUCUGGAGUGAUGAAUCAUGCUUCACCAUCUGGCAGUCUGACGGACGAAUCUGGUUUUGGUGGAUGCCAGGAGAAUGCUACCUGCCCCACUGCAUAGUGCCAACUGUAAAAUUUGGUGGAGGAGGCAUAAUGGUCUGGGGCUGUUUUUCAUGGUUCGGGCAAGGCCCCUUAGUUCCAGUGAAGGGAAAUCUUAACGCUACAGCAUACAGUGAGGGAAAAAAGUAUUUGAUCUCCUGCUGAUUUUGUACAUUUGCCCACUGACAAAGACAUGAUCAGUCUAUCAUUUUAAUGGUAGGUUUAUUUGAACUGUGAGAGACAGAAUAACAACAACAAAAUCCAGAAAAACUCAUGUCAAAAAUGCUAUAAAUUGAUUUGCAUUUAAAUGAGGGAAAUACGUAUUUGACCCCUCUGCAAAACAUGAUUUAGUACUUGGUGGCAAAACCCUUGUUGGCAAUCACAGAGGUCAGACGUUUCUCGUAGUUGGCCACCAGGUUUGCACACAUCUCAGGAGGGAUUUUGUUCCACUCCUCUUUGCAAAUCUUCUCCAAGUCAUUAAGGUUUCGAGGCUGACGUUUGGCAACUCGAACCUUCAGCUCCCUCCACAGAUUUUCUAUGGGAUUAAGGUCUGGAGACUGGCAAGGCCACUCCAGGACCUUAAUGUGCUUCUUUUUGAGCCACUCCUUUGUUGCCUCGGCCGUGUGUUUUGGGUCAUUGUUAAUGCUGGAAUACCCAUCCACGACCCAUUUUCAAUGCCCUGGCUGAGGGAAGGAGGUUCUCACCCAAGAUUUGACGGUACAUGGCCCCGUCCAUCGUCCCUUUGAUGCGGUGAAGUUGUCCUGUCCCCUUAGCAGAAAAACACCCCCAAAGCAUAAUGUUUCCACCUCCAUGUUUGACAGUGGGGAUGGUGUUCUUGGGGUCAUAGGCAGCAUUCCUCCUCCUCCAAACACGGCGAUUUGAGUUGAUGCCAAAGAGCUUGAUUUUGGUCUCAUCUGACCACAACACUUUCACCCAGUUCUCCUCUGAAUCAUUCGGAUGUUCAUUGGCAAACUUCAGACGGCCCUGUAUAUGUGCUUUCUUGAGCAGGGGGACCUUGCGGGCGCUGCAGAAUUUCAGUCCUUCACGGCGUAGUGUGUUACCAAUUGUUUUCUUGUAGCCCAUUCCAGCCUUGUGUAGGUCUACAAUCUUGUCCCUGACAUCCAUGGAGAGCUCUUUGGUCUUGGCCAUGGUGGAGAGUUUGGAAUCUGAUUGAUUGCUUCUGUGGACAGGUGUCUUUUAUACAGGUAACAAGCUGAGAUUAGGAGCACUCCCUUCAAGAGUGUGCUCCUAAUCUCAGCUCGUUACCUGUAUAAAAGACACCUGGGAGCCAGAAAUCUUUUGAUUUCUCAUAAAAAUGCAAAUCAAUUUAUAACAUUUUUGACAUGCGUUUUUCUGGAUUUUUUUGUUGUUAUUCUGUCUCUCACUGUUCCAAUAAACCUACUAUUAAAAUUAUAAACUGAUCAUUUCUUUGUCAGUGGGCAAACGUACAAAAUCAGCAGGGGAUCAAAUACUUUUUCCCCUCACUGUACAAUGACAUUCUAGAUGAUUCUGUGCUUUCAACUUUGUGGCAACAGUUUGGGGAAGGCCCUUUCCUGUUUCAGCAUGACAAUGCCCCCGUUCACAAAGCGAGGUCCAUACAGAAAUUGUUUGUCGAGAUCGGUGUGGAAGAACUUGAUUGGCCUGCACAGAGCCCUGACCUCAACCCCAUCGAACACCUUUGGGAUUAAUUGAAACGCAGACUGCGAGCCAGGCCUAAUCGCCCAACAUCAGUUGUCCAAUGACUCUUAUGCUGUGUUUAGACAUGGGACGCAAAAACCAUCAUACCAGUCAGCAUAGCGGGGCAAGAAAGACGGUGACUGCAAAAGCAAGCCAGCACUACGGCGCACAGAUAUAACAAUGAGACAGAUAUUUCACUGGAUGUAUAAAUGUGAAGCAUCCGCUUGGCUUUUCCACUCACUACCAAAUAUGGUAGUGGGAGGAAGCCAAGUGUCCGGCAAUGGGAGAAGCUGGAACAAGAUGGAUUUUGGCCGACAUUCUGCAAAUUUUCUCAUCAAUGAAACAUUUGAUCUCAAUACAGUUUUCUGUUCCCAAAACUAGAAUCUGUUACGAACAGAAUGGACAACAUUUUGUAGACUUUACCCUUUGCUAAAGUCUUUACAAAAUUACAUUGUUUAGAAGGAGUGCAAAGGCGAAUUUAGUUGUUACACACGCGCACUUCACAGAGUAGGCAUUCCCUAACGGAAUUAUGUAAAUAUAUCGCCAAUAGGAUCUCGCAAGCUCGUGCUUGGCUCUGCCCUCUGACUCAUUUGUUCCCAUUUGAAAUGACUGGCUGUGGUCUAUCUUGGUUUAGUUAUAAAAAUCUUUGACGAUGGUAUACGUUGCUAUGGGGAUUUCAGUAAACAAACAUCCGGUAGAAAAUGUAAUGGAACUGAGAGUCAUGAUCAAGGGCUACUUAUUCCCUACAUAUUGCACUACUUUUGACCAGAGCCCUAUGUCACACUGUGUGACAACCUCUUUGAAAUCCUUACUAAUGUAAAUUAAGCCCACUGUGUAUGGAGACCCAAAUCUAUGGACCACUGUCUGAUUGUUGACUAACUCCUGUCAUCCCCCCUAGCCCCGUGUAUGGCUUCAUCUUCCUGUUCAAGUGGAUCGAGGAGCGAAGGUCUAGGAGGAAAGUCUCCACCUUGGUGGAUGAGACCUCUGUCAUCGAUGAUGACAUUGUUAAUGACAUGUUCUUUGCCCACCAGGUGAGUCUGUUUAAUCCUCAACUACACUGUAGGGUUCAGAGCAGUCAGUUUGCACUAAUACUGAUUUGCAUGCAUUGCGGCUAUAUUGUUGUCAGGAUGUGGUGCAUUCCGUCAUUUCCUACUGUGGGAUGGUGUCAUAGAAAGGCAUUGUUUUUAUUUUCUUUCUGCUAUUGAGUUCCUUUACACUGUUAUUAUUUCUGUGCACAGCUGAUCCCAAACUCCUGUGCCACCCAUGCACUUCUGAGCGUGCUCCUGAACUGUAGUGGGGUUGAGUUGGGCACUACCCUUAGUCGCAUGAAGACCUUCACUAAAGGCUUUGGCCCAGAGGUGAGGCGUACACACACACCACACACCUCUCUCCAAUUUUUUCUGUGGUGUCAUUAUUAUUCACAUUUUACAUUAUGGUAUUUUAUGUUCUUUUAGAGUAAAGGCUACGCCAUUGGAAAUGCCCCAGAGCUGGCUAAAGCACACAACAGCCAUGCCAGGUAGGAUGCACUGUUGCAUCUGUCCCUUCCUAGUGUGUAUGCCUCUUCAUUCUGGGUCUACCACUAGGUUUUAUUCACUAGGCACAUAAGAAAAGACUGAAACAGGGAAUGACCUACCUGAACUUGUCCAAUAAGAAACGAUUGUGUUCAUUUUUCAUUGCAAAAUGUUUUGCUACCUGUGCACCAAUGAAUACAAUAACCCUGAUGUAUACAAACGUGGCUCUGCCACCCAUGGUUGAUUGGUCUUGCAUGGAAAGGGCCGCAGGUGACGUUCAGCUCUGUCCGAUUCCCACACCUCUUCCUUCUCUUGUUUCCAUGGAGACCGGAGCCCAGGCACCUGCCGGAGAAGCAGAACGGGAUUAGCGCUGUGCGGACCAUGGAAGCAUUCCACUUUGUCAGCUACGUUCCCAUCAAAGACCGCUUGUUUGAGCUAGACGGCCUCAAGGCGUACCCCAUUGACCACGGUAAGACUGCACACUGUGAUAGACUUAGAGAAGCAGCAUUGUACCGCUAACUCACGUUAAGACUGAGAACCAGUGUGGUACCGCUAACUCACGUUGAGACUUAAAGAACGGUUUGGCAAUAUAACCCUUCAAAUCAACUUUUAUUGGUCACAUACACAUAUUUAGCAGAUGUUAUUGCAGGUGUAGCGAAAUGCUUGUGUUCCUAGCUCCAACAGUGUAGUAGUAUCUAACAAUUCACAAUAAUACACACAAAGUAAAGUAAUGGAAUUAAGAAAUAUAUACAGUGCCUUGACUUUUUCCACAUUUUGUUACAUUACAGGCGUAUUCUAAAAUGGAUCAAAUCAAUAAAAAUCCUCAGCAAUUUACACACAAAACCCCAUAAUGACAAAGCGAAAACAGUUUUUUUGAAAUUUUAGCAAAUGUAUUAAAAAUAAAAAACAUACCUUAUUGACAUAAGUAUUCAGACCCUUUGCUAUGCGACUCGAAAUUGAGUUCAGGUGCAUCCUGUUUCCAUUGAUCAUCCUUGAGAUGUUUCUACAACUUGAUUGGAGUCCAGCUAUGGUAAAUUCAAUUGAUUGGACAUGAUUUGGAAAGGCAUACACCUGUCUAUAUAAGGUCCCACAGUUGACAGUGCAUGUCAAAGCAAAAACCAAGCCAUGAGGUCGAAGGAAUUGUCCGUAGCGCCCCCCGAGACAGGAUUGUGUCGAGGCACAGAUCUGGGGAAGGGUACCAAAAAAUGUCUGCAGCAUUGAAGGUUCCCAAGAACACAGUUGCCUCCAUCAUUCUUAAAUGGAAGAAGUUUGGAACCACCAAGACUCUUCCUAGAGCUGGCUGCCUGCCAAACUGAGCAAUCGGAGUAGAAGGGCCUUGGUCAGGGAGGUGACCAAGAACCCGAUGGUCACUCUGACAGAGCUCUAGAGUUCCUCUGUGGAGAUGGUUGUCCUUCUGGAAGUUUCUCCCAUCUCUGCAGCACUACACCAAUCAGGCCUUUAUGGUAGAUUGGCCAGACGGAAGCAACUCUUCACUAAAAGGCACGUGACAGUCCGCUUGGAGUUUGCCAAAAGGCACCUUAACACUCUCAGACCAUGAGAUGAAACCAAGAUUGAACUCUUUGGCCUGAAUUCCAAGCGUCACGUCUGGAGGAAACCUGGCACCAUCACUAAGGCGAAGCAUGGUGGUGGCAGCAUCAUGCUGUGGGUAUGUUUUUCAGCGGCAGGGACUGGGAGACUAGUCAGGUUUGAGGCAUAGAUGAAUGGAUCAAAGUACAGAGAGUUCCUUGAUGAAAACCUGCUCAGGACCUCAGACUGGGGCGAAGGUUCACCUUCCAACAGGACAAUGACCCUAAGCACACAGCCAAGACAACGCAGGAGUGGCUUCAGGACAAGUCUCUGAAUGUCCUUGAGUGGCCCAGCCAGAGCCCGGACUUGAACCCGAGCGAACAUCUCUGGAGAGACCUGAAAAUAGCUGUGCAGCAAUGCUCCCCAUCCAACCUGCAGAGAAGAAUGGGAGAAACUCCCCAAAUACAGGUGUGCCUAGCUUGUAGCGUCAUGACCAAGAAGACUAGAUGCUGUAAUCGCUGCCAAAGGUGCUUCAACAAAGUACUGAGUAAAGGGUCUGAAUACUUACAGUGGGGGAAAAAAAGUAUUUAGUCAGCCACCAAUUGUGCAAGUUCUCCCACUUAAAAAGAUGAGAGUACACGUCGACUAUGACAGACAAAAUGAGAUUUUUCUUUCCAGAAAAUCACAUUGUAGGAUUUUUAAUGAAUUUAUUUGCAAAUUAUGGUGGAAAAUAAGUAUUUGGUCAAUAAAAAAAGUUUCUCAAUACUUUGUUAUAUACCCUUUGUUGGCAAUGACACAGGUCAAACAUUUUCUGUAAGUCUUCAGAAGGUUUUCACACACUGUUGCUGGUAUUUUGGCCCAUUCCUCCAUGCAGAUCUCCUCUAGAGCAGUGAUGUUUUGGGUCUGUCGCUGGGCAACACAGACUUUCAACUCCCUCCAAAGAUUUUCUAUGGGGUUGAGAUCUGGAGACUGGCUAGGCCACUCCAGGACCUUGAAAUGCUUCUUACGAAGCCACUCCUUCGUUGCCCGGGCGGUGUGUUUGGGAUCAUUGUCAUGCUGAAAGACCCAGCCACAUUUCAUCUUCAAUGCCCUUGCUGAUGGAAGGAGGUUUUCACUCAAAAUCUCACGAUACAUGGCCCCAUUCAUUAUUUCCUUUACACGGAUCAGUCGUCCUGGUCCCUUUGCAGAAAAACAGCCCCAAAGCAUGAAGUUUCCACCACCAUGCUUCACAGUAGGUAUGGUGUUCUUUGGAUGCAACUCAGCAUUCUUUGUCCUCCAAACACGACGAGUUGAGUUUUUACCAAAAAGUUAUAUUUUGGUUUCAUCUGACCAUAUGACAUUUUCCCAAUCCUCUUCUGGAUCAUCCAAAUGCACUCUAGCAAACUUCAGACGGGCCUGGACAUGUACUGGCUUAAGCAGGGGGACACGUCUGGCACUGCAGGAUUUGAGUCCCUGGCGGCGUAGUGUGUUACUGAUGGUAGGCUUUGUUACUUUGGUCCCAGCUCUCUGCAGGUCAUUCACUAGGUCCCCUCGUGUGGUUCUCGGAUUUUUGCUCACCGUUCUUGUGAUCAUUUUGACCCCACGGGGUGAGAUCUUGCGUGGAGCCCCAGAUCGAGGGAGAUUAUCAGUGGUCUUGUAUGUCUUCCAUUUCCUAAUAAUUGCUCCCACAGUUGAUUUCUUCAAACCAAGCUGCUUACCUAUUGCAGAUUCAGUCUUCCCAGCCUGGUGCAGGUCUACAAUUUUGUUUCUGGUGUCCUUUGACAGCUCUUUGGUCUUGGCCAUAGUGGAGUUUGGAGUGUGACUGUUUGAGGUUGUGGACAGGUGUCUUUUAUACUGAUAACAAGUUCAAACAGGUGCCAUUAAUACAGGUAACGAGUGGAGGACAGAGGAGCCUCUUAAAGAAGUUGUUACAGGUCUGUGAGAGCCAGAAAUCUUGCUUGUUUGUAGGUGACCAAAUAUUUAUUUUCCACCAUAAUUUGCAAAUAAAUUCAUAAAAAAUCCUACAAUGUGAUUUUCUGGAUUUUUUUAUUCUCAAUUUGUCUGUCAUAGUUGACGUGUACCUAUGAUGAAAAUUACAGGCCUCUCUCAUCUUUUUAAGUGGGAGAACUUGCACAAUUGGUGGCUGACUAAAUACUUUUUUUCCCCACUGUAUGUAAAUGUGAUAUGUACGUUUAUUUUCUUUUUUUUUACAUUUGUUUGAAAAAAAAAAAAAAGACCUGUUUUUGCUUUGUCAUUAUGUGGUAUUGUGUGUAGAUUGAGGGGGGGGGAAACAAUUUAAUCAAUUUUAGAAUAAGGCUGUAACGUAACAAUGUGGAAAAAGUCAAGUGGUCUGAAUACUUUCCGAAGGCACUGUAAAUAUUAGGACAAUCAAUGUCGGCGUGACAUUGACUAAAAUACAGUAUAGUAGAAUACAGUAUAUGAAAUGAGUAAAGCAGUAUGUAAACAUUAUUAAAGUGACUAGUGUUCCAUUAUUAAAGAGACCAGUGAUUCCAAGUCAAAUCAAAUCACAUUUUAUUUGUCACAUGCGCCGAAUACAGUGAAAUGCUUGCUUACAAGCCCUUGACCAACAAUGCAGUUUUAAGAAAGAAUACCAAUAAAAAUCACAAAAAAAUACAAUAUAAAUUAAUAAGAAAUAAAAGUAACAAAUAAUUAAAGAGCUGCAGUAAAAAUAACAAUAGCGAGGCAAUUUGCAGUGGGUACCGGUACUGAGUCAAUGUGCGGGGGCACCGGUUAGUCGAGGUAAUUGAGGUAAUAUGUACACUACCGUUCAAAAGUUUGGGGUCACUUAGAAAUGUCCUUGUUUUCCAUGAAAACAUACAUGAAAUGAGUUUGAAUAGGAAAUAUAGCAAAAUGAAUAGGAAAUGUAGUCAUUGACAAGGUUAAAAAUAAUGAUAUUUAAUAGAAAUAAUAAUUGUGUCCUUCAAACUUUGCUUUCGUCAAAUAAUCCUCAAUUUGCAGCAAUUACAAUUUGCAGACCUUUGGCAUUCUAGUUGUCAAUUUGUUGAGGUAAUCUGAAGAGAUUUCACCCCAUGCUUCCAGAAGCACCUUCCACAAGUUGGAUUGGCUUGAUGGGCACUUCUUACGUACCAUACGGUCAAGCUGCUCCCACAACAGCUCAAUAGGGUUGAGAUCCGGUGACUGUGCUGGCCACUCCAUUAUAGACAGAAUACCAGCUGACUGCUUCUUCCCUAAAUAGUUAUUGCAUAGUUUGGAGCUGUGCUUUGGGUCAUUGUCCUGUUGUAGGAGGAAACUGGCUCCAUUCAAAGCCGUCCACAGGGUAUGGCAUGGGGUUGCAAAAUGGAGUGAUAGCCUUCCUUCUUCAAGAUCCCUUUUACCCUGUACAAAUCUCCCACUUUACCACCACCAAAGCACCCCCAGACCAUCACAUUGCCUCCACCAUGCUUGACAGAUGGCAUCAAGCACUCCUCCAGCAUCUUUUCAUUUGGUCUGCGUCUCACAAAUGUUCUUCUUUGUGAUCCGAACACCUCAAACUUCGAUUAGUCUGUCCAUAACACCUUUUUUCAAUAUUCCUCUGUUCUUUUGCCCACCUUAAUAUUUUAUUUUUAUUGGCCAGUCUGAGAUAUGGCUUUUUCUUUGCAACUAUGCCUAGAACGUCAGCAUCCUGGAGUCGCCUCUUCGCUGUUGACGUUGAGGCUGGUGUUUUGCGGGUACUAUUUAAUGAAGCUGCCAGUUGAGGACCUGUGAGGCGUUUGUUUCUCAAAUUAGACACUAAUGUAUUUGUCCUCUUGCUCAGUUGUGCACCGGGGCCUCCCACUCCUCUUUCUAUUCUGGUUAGAGCCAGUUUGUGCUGUUCUGUGAAGGGAGUAGUACACAGCGUUGUACGAGAUCUUCAGUUUCUUGGCAAUUUCUCACAUGGAAUAGCCUUCAUUUCUCAGAACAAGAAUAGACUGACGAGUUUCAGAAGAAAGCCAUUUUGAGCCUGUAAUCGAACCCACAAUUGCUGAUGCUCCAGAUACUCAACUAGUCUCAAGAAGGCCAGUUUUAUUGCUUCUUUAAUCAGCACAACAGUUUUCAGCUGUGCUAACAUAAUUGCAAAAGGGUUGUCUGAUGAUCAAAUAGUCUGGGUAGCCAUUUGAUUAGAUGUUCAGGAGUCUUAUGGCUUGGGGGUAGAAGCUGUUUAGAAGCCUCUUGGACCUAGACUUGGCGCUCCGGUAGCUUUUGCCGUGCGGUAGCAGAGAGAACAGUCUAUGACUAGGGUGUCUGGAGUCUUUGACAAUUCCUAUGACAUUGGGUGCUGUAGGUGUCCUGAAGGGCAGGCAGUGUGCCCCCGGUGAUGCGUUGGGCAGACCGCACCACCCUCUGGAGAGCCCUGCGGUUGCGGGUGGUGCAGUUGCCGUAACAGGCUGUGAUAGGUUUGUGAGGGUCGUAGGGGCCAAGCCGAAUUUCUUCAGCCUGCUGAGGUUGAAGAGGCGCUGUUGCGCCUUCUUCACCACACUAUCUGUGUGGGUGGACCAUUUCAGAUUGUCAGUGAUGUGUACGCAGAGGAACUUGAAGCUUUUCACCUUCUCCAUUGCAGUCGCGUCGAUGUGGAUAGGGGCGUGCUCCCGCUGCUGUUUACUGAAGUCCACGAUCAGCUCCUUCAUUUUAACGUUGAGGGAGAGGUUAUUUUCCUGGCACCACUCCGCCAGGGCCCUCACCUCCUCCCUGUAGGCUGUCUCUUCAUUGUUGGUAUUCAAGCCUAGUACUGUUGUGUCGUCUGCAAACUUGAUGAUUGAGUUGGAGGCCUGCGUUGCCACGCAGUCAUGGGUGAACAGGGAGUACAGGAGGGUGCUGAGUACGCAUCCUUGUGGGGCCCCCAUGUUGAGGAUCAGUGAAGUGGAGGUGUUUCCCACCUUCACCACCUGGGGGUGGCCCGUCAGGAAGUCCAGGACCCAGUUCCACAGGGCGGGGUUCAGACCCAGGGCCCCAAGCUUAAUGAUGAGCUUGGAGGGUACAAUAGUGUUGAAGGCUGAGCUAUAGUCAAUGAACAGCAUUCUUACAUAGUUAAUCCUCUUGUCCAGAUGGGAUAGGGCAGUGUGAUGGCAAUUGCAUCAUCUGUGGAUCUAUUGGGGCAGUAUGCAAAUUGAAGUUGGUCUAGGGUAUCAGGUAAGGUAGAGGUGAUAUGAUCCUUAACUAGCCUCUCAAAGCACUUCAUGAUGACCGAAGAGAGUGCUACGGGGCGAUAGUCAUUGAGUUCAGUUACCUUUGCUUUCUUGGGUACAGGAACAAUGGUGGACAUCUUGAAGCAAGUGGGGACAGCAGACUGGGAUAGGGAGAGAUUGAAUAUGUCCGUAAACACUCCAGCCAGCUGUUCUGAGGACGCGGCUAGGGAUGCCGUCUGGGCUGGCAGCCUUGCGAGGGUUAACACGCUUAAAUGUCUUACUCACGUCGGCCACGGAGAAUGAGACCCACAGUCCUUGGGAGCGGGCCGCGUCGGUGACACUGUGUUAUCCUCAAAGCGGGCAAAGAAAGUGUUUAGCUUGACCGGGAGCAAGACGUCGGUGUCUGCGACGUGGCUGGUUUUCCCUUUGUAAUCCGUGAUUGUCUGUAAACCCUGCCACAUACGUCUUGUGUCUGAGCCGUUGAAUUGACUCCACUUUGUCUCUGUAAUGACGUUUUGCCUGUUUGAUGGCCUUAUGGAGGGCUGUGACUUUAACUGAAGAGAAUUCUCUUGGGAGGUAAUACAAAAUUGCUUAGGAGCUAGAAGCAGAGCUGCCAUGUCUGUCGGCACCAUCUUGCACCUUGAAGACUACAAUGGCUGUGUCCCAAAUGCCACCAUAUUCCCGGUAUAGUGGGGGGGGGUCAAAUGUAAACACUUUCAUUUUCUCUUUCUCUCUCUCUCAGGGCCAUGGGGAGAGGAGGAGGAGUGGACGGAUAAGGCACGGCGGGUCAUUAUGGAGAGGAUUGGCUUGGCCACGGCUGGGUGAGUCAGGGGCCAAUCUCCUGCCUCAUUAACACUGAAUGAGAUGUUCAGACCCUAGCUCUCUCUCACACACUCACACACUUUUCUCGUCCCUCCCAGAGAGCCCUACCAUGAUAUCCGCUUCAACCUGAUGGCAGUGGUUCCAGACCGCAGGGUGAAGUAUGAGUCCAAACUGGAGAUCCUGAAGAGGAACAGACAGAUGGUACUGGAGGGGCUACAGCAGGUCAGGAGACACAGGGGCGUGUGUGUGUGCGCGUGCGCGGUGGCAGGUAGCCUAGCGGUUAAGAGCGUUGGGCCAGUAACUGAAAGGUCGCUGGUUCGAAUCACUGAGUCGACUAGGUAAAACAAGUCUGUCAAUGUGCCCUUGAGCAAGGCACUUAACCCUAAUUUCUCUUGAUAAGAGCGCCUGCAAAAUGAUUAAAGUGUGUGUGUGUAAAAUGUAAACUAUCAAACGGUUCUGGAGGGGCUACAGUAGGUCUGGACACAGACUGAGGAGCCCACUGAUAUGGCCCAGUGAGAAUGUGCAUGUCUGUAUAUCUGUUUAUAUGUGUCUGUAGGUGCAUUCGUUUUAGCUUGCCUGGUGCCCAGCUGGUAACUAAGGCAAGGAGUGGUCUAAAAUGUGCAAAUCUCCCAGCUGGUGCCCUCGGUUAGCUAAAACAAAUGCACCCAUAGACACAUACAAACAGAUAUACAGAAAUGCACAACGUCUCUGUCCGAUUGACUUGACAUGAGUGUGACCUGUUCCCCAGCUGAUCCGGGUCACCCAGCCAGAGCUUGUACAGGACAGGAAGCAGCCAGACUCCUCCCCCUCAGAGGACACGCCCCCUGCUAUCAAGAAAGAAGAGGCGGACCCUCAACCUGUUACAUCACAGGGUGCUGAGCAGACUCCUCCCACAUGUAUUAAAUUCAGCUCCGAAAAAAUCCCCAAUGUAGAUUCUCUUUAUAGACAUGAGAAUGUGAGUCUGUGGAUGCCUCCCAAAUGUGACCCUAUUCCCUUUAUAGUGCACUACUUUUGCCCAGGGGCCCUGUCGAAAGUAGCGCGCUAUAUAUGGAAUAUGGUGUCAUUUGGGACGCAGCCUAACGCAGGGUAUGACGUGCUUCAACUGGUACACUGACAUUCAUGGACAUGACCUUGUGUUCCCCUGUUGUGCAAACACAGCAGCCCAGUCCCAAUUGGCCCCGAGCCCCUCAGGCAAGGGGAAAGCCAUGGGGAAACCAGCCGCCCCAUUGGGGGGAGCGGGAACCUCCCAGCCUGUCACCAGCCCCAACCCCAUUGUCCCUCGCCUGCCCGCCUUCUUGGACAACCACAACUACGCCAAGUCCCCCAUGCAGGUCAGGGGGGAACGGGUUAUGUGACACAACUCAACAUUUCCACACAAAUCUCUUAUUGACAUUAAUGCACGAUGAUUUUCACAACAGUCUUGACUUACACACUCAUAUCUCAAGUUAAGGUUCGACUUCGAGAAGCCAAUACUGUAUGUUUGCCUUGGCAAGGUCGCUGAUUGGUUGUUCUCUGUGAUUGACAGGAGGAGGAGGACCUUGCGACAGGGGUGACAGGGGUGGGUCGUCCCCGGGUGCCCGGCGCGCCCCAGCCCCCCUACUCUGAUGACGAUGACUAUGAGGAUGAAGAGGAGGAAGACACUGGCACACCCACCAGGUCAGCUCCUCCACAUCACAUGGGCCCGUAUUCACAAAGCGUCUCAUCGUAGGAGUGCUGAUCUAGGAUCAAAAUGUUCUCUUCCAAGCAAUUGGAGUGCUUGAAAUGUAUUGGUUAUGUUUGUGCAUUUGUGUGUAUGUGUGUGUGUGUGUGUGUGUGUGUGUAGGUUCAGGCGUAAAGGGGUGCUACGUUCCCGUACAGGCCGUGUCGGGGGUGGCGGCAGUGGCGUGGAGACCAAGCUGGCGCACGGUGUCCUGGCUGAGAAACUCAAGAAGGAAGUCCAGAGGAAGGACUCUCUGGCCACGCCCCUCUCCGUCCGUACCGAGGGCCGCACGGGGGGCAUCGUGAUCACGGCCGCCUCCCAGCCCUCGCCCACACCCAGCAACGAGAGCACCGACACCGCCUCGGAGAUCGGCAGCGCCUUCAACUCGCCACUGCGCUCCCCGGCCCGGUCCCAGGCGGCCACACGGCCCUCCAGCCCCGUGGCGUCCCACCUGUCCCGGGUAUUGUUCGGGGAGGAUGAGGGUCUGCUGAGGCUGGAUGCCAGGCACAACCGGGCCGUCAGAGAGCUGGGGCCCUCCGUCAGCACCGCCCUGCUGCACCUACAGGAGGACGGGGUUAUAUACACUGUACCGCCACCCGGUGAGGAAGGACGGGUGUGUGUGUGUGUGAGAGCGAUUGAGGUAUUGGACCUGUGGGGAAGUGAACAUGGGCACUCGAUUAAGAUCAUCAUCAUAAAUUACAUUUCAAAGAGCAUCUGUUUACCUUCAGACCUAAUUACAUAAUCCAUAUUAAUACCUGGAUUAUACUAAUCUAAUACCAGAGUCACACAGCUCUUGAGAUGCAAGAGAUAAACAAUGUAUUAGCAAACGGAAGCGUAUGGAAGACGAUAUCACUGAGUUGAUAGCAGACCUGGGUUCAAACACUAUUUGAAAUAUUUUAAAAUACUUUCUGUGCUUAAUUGAGCUUGCCUGUUGCAAAGUGCAAACCCCACCCAGGCUGGCAUUCCAGGCAGGCUAAAGCAAACACUCAAAGUAUUUGAAAGAUGUCAAAAGAGUAUUUGAACCCAGGUCUGGUUUAUAGCUGCUAAAUAGGUAUGUUUCUUGCCUGUACAGCUGAUACACCUCUUGAAGAGAAGAAGGCCGGCGCUCCAGAGAAGGUAAAAGAGCAGGGGAGAAAUCCAGCAGGAAAGGGGGAAGGAGUGAAGGAGGAGGGGAAGGAGGGACCAUUGGUGGAGGUGAAAGAGGAAGAGAUCAAAGACGCAACAGAGGUCAAACCCAGCAAGGAAACGGUCAUCUCCACGGAAACCGUUGGAAGCAGCAAGCCUUCUGUGGAGAAAUACUCUCCUAAAGUAAGUCCUCUCUCUCUAUCCUAUCUAAAUCCAGAUAUGUUUCUGAGAGAGAUUUUAUGUUAUCACCAAAUGUCACAGUUGGUGUUUCUCUCUUGUUUCCUGCAGGAGCUGCUUGCUCUGCUCAAGUGUGUGGAGGCUGACAUCGCCAACUAUGAAGUGUUUCUUAAAGAGGAGGUGGAGAAGAGGAAAAAAUACAAGGUUAUAAUACAGAAUAGUAAAGUUGCUCUAAAGCAGAGCCAUUCAAAGGUUUAAUCACAGACAUCCAAAUCUAUGUGGGCAGGUUUAUGUGUGUUAUGUAUGCUAUGUGUGUUUUGUAUGUUGGUGUGCUAAUCAAAAUGUUCACCCAUGUUUUGACCAGAUUGAUGACCAGAGGAGGACCCAUAAUUAUGACGAGUUCAUCUGCACCUUUAUAUCCAUGCUGGCACAAGAAGGUAAGGCCACCUCUUUCCUUUGGUACAACAACCUAGGUGGAUUUUCAUGCACAUCCAGUCUUCUCCUCUCCCUCCCUCUCAUAUAUGAACUAAUCUCUUAGCUCUAUAUUUCACCUCUACUGCCUGCUGUGCAGUCAGAGGUCCAUGCUGGCUGAGAGUAGUUAAUAAAUUAUGCUUUUUCUUCUCUUGACAAGGGUUUUCAUGUGAUUUAAUGCAGGAAAUGUGAUAUAACAUUUACCAGAUCAUAGGCCAUUUUACAGGAACCUCUUUAAAUCAAUUCACUGGAGUUCAUUGUCAUUUCUCCUCAUCGCUUUCUAUCUCCUCUUGUCUGCAGGCAUGUUGGCCAGUUUGGUCGAGCAGAAUAUAUCUGUGCGUCGUCGCCAGGGAGUGAGCAUCGGACGUCUACACAAACAGAGGAAACCAGACCGCAGGAAACGCUCGCGACCCUACAAGGCCAAGCGCCAGUGACCCCAGGAAGUGCUCGCUUGGAGUCACUGUGCACCAAUCACAGCAGAGAAAAGGCAAAAACCCUUGUUGCACUCAUGAGACUGUCCUGUGACUUCAGGGAGAAAAGGACUUAUUCAUAUUGUUGUAUUUUAAUGUCCGUUUUUUACUUCAUCCAAUGGACCAUCUGUUGAUUAGUUGAACCAAAUUAUGUAUGCUUUCCUGUAAGAGGAAGAGUAAUAAAUAAAUAGAAAACUGAUAUGUACUGUAUGUAUGUUAGAUUGCAUCCCAAAUGGCACCUUAUUCCCUAUAUAGUGCACUACCCUAUGGGCCCUGGUCAAAAUAGUG